This is a messenger RNA of Magallana angulata, 757 nucleotides long. RefSeq names its product caveolin-1-like. Gene Ontology annotation, molecular function: molecular adaptor activity. Gene Ontology annotation, biological process: caveola assembly. The record is from RefSeq and is a predicted model, not a curated record. Gene Ontology annotation, cellular component: caveola. NCBI's taxonomy places the organism in Eukaryota, Metazoa, Mollusca, Bivalvia, Ostreida, Ostreidae. The coding region runs from base 184 to 582 and encodes 132 amino acids. The transcript has 2 exons.
UGUAUAAACCAAUUUAUAACUAGAAUGCAAAUACCAUCUUAUUGCGGAGUAAUUGGACACUGUAAAGAUACAAUUUGGUAUAGAUUAGCAUGCUAAUCAGUUUCUACCAUGAGAAUAUUAAACGGCAUGUUUCGUCAAUUCAUACAAUUUUAACAAAGUUAAAAGACAGGAAGAUCUAAUAGCAUGGAGGAUGAUAAAGUUGAUCUUCUUCAUCGAGAUCCAAACAGCAUCAAUCAACAUGUCCAGACAAACUUUGAAGACGUUUUAGCAGAGCCAGACGGUACCCGAAGCUCUGAUUGUGUGUGGAUCUACAGCGCCAGUUGCUUCAAUGGCGGCAAAAGCUGCUGUUACGUAUUUUUGUCGGCGCUUUGUGGAAUUUUCCUUGCACUAUUUUGGGGAUGCGGAUUCGCAGUUAUUAGUUUUGAGCAGAUUUGGUGCGCCACUCCCAUGUAUCGCUGCUUCAGUAUCUACGCCAUUUACGUCCAGAAAUGUGUGGGGACCUAUCUCAGUUGUUACCUGGGUCCUUUGUGUGAGACUUGCGGACUGAUCUUUAGCAGAAUACAUAUCGACAAAUCCGGAUAGAAAAAAAUUAUGUAAGACAUAUUGUAAUAGACUUUACCCUAUUGAUCAAUAUAACAGAGAUGUAAUAAACUUCCAUCAAAGUACGUACCUUCAUUUGUGUGUGAAUGAUCUCAUAUUGUAACCAGUCAAAGAGUGAGAAAUAUUUUCAUUUGUUCUUUGUUUGUUUUAUUAUAUU